AUGGGAGGAGGCAGGGUUGGGCAUGUUAAUGCGUUUUCCAGGCGGCUUCUGAUUGUUGCUCUCCAUCAACAUCCGAUGAACAUGGUGGAUCGUCAUGCAGUUGACAGUAUGCACAUAAUUGGUGGAGGCCCUUCGAGAGGUGCUUUGCGUUUAUCAGCUAGAUCAGUCGUCGGUACUAUGGACCAAGCGGAGGACAUCCAAUUUGUCGUCACGGUUUUGUAUAUUGUUACGAUUCAGACAACAGUACGGGAGGAGGCGCGGCUGCAGAUGUGGGGGGGUUUGUUGUUGUUCGCCCAUCAAGAUGACAUUCGACAAACGUGGUUCAUAGUAAUGCAGUUGGUUUCAGGCAGUAUGCAGAUAAUUGGUGGAUGCAGUUGGAAAAAUGCUUAG
This is a messenger RNA of Eimeria maxima, 390 nucleotides long. RefSeq lists its product as hypothetical. NCBI's taxonomy places the organism in Eukaryota, Apicomplexa, Conoidasida, Eucoccidiorida, Eimeriidae. Bases 1 to 390 code for a protein of 129 amino acids. The record is from RefSeq and is a predicted model, not a curated record. The transcript has 4 exons.